Pocillopora meandrina is the source of this 674-nucleotide messenger RNA. NCBI's taxonomy places the organism in Eukaryota, Metazoa, Cnidaria, Anthozoa, Scleractinia, Pocilloporidae. The record is from the annotation of a GenBank genome assembly.
AUGGGAGAGAAAAAGAAGGAAGAGAAAAUGGGAAUGUCAACCAUCACACAACAGAGCAACCAUCAAAGAAAAGAAAGGAAGACUUCUCAGAAUCAAAGUCUGAGGUUACAAAGCCUUCCCCUGAGAAGAAAAAGGUUUGUAAGCCUUUUGAUUACCAUCCUUAAUUGUUGCAAAAUUAAUCAUUACUAUUAAUGCAUAAACCUGCUACCCUGAUACUAGAAUAGAUUGGAUCUGAUAUGAUUGCAUGUGUAUGGUAAGUGUUAUCAAGCAUUUGAAUAAGGUACUUGUAGAUGAAACAGUAACAUUUUAUGACUAAAUUUGGCUCUGUAUAGGAUCCAAAAGCUUACUCAAACUUGUGAACUGGUGGUACAUGUGCAUGUUGUAUAUACAUUAACCUGUCCUACUAUGACAGUAGAUGGUUUUAACUCAGAUGCACAUUACUAACAAUAAUUGCAACAAAAAACUACUUACAAUACUAACACUUCUCAAAAUACUACAAUUACUGUACCUAGAAUUUAUACUAAAAACAGUAACAAUCAUCACAAAACCUUCAGUUACAUUCUUGGUGACUUUAACUUUGACAUUCUGAAAAGAUGCUGCCUCUUUGUCUCCACUAUUUAAAACAGCAGUGUCUUUCACCAUCAACACUCCUAUUUGGGACAACUCUUGCCUAA